AUGCUGUACCUCGUUGGCCUCGGUCUCUCAGACGAGACCGACAUCACUGUUAAGGGUCUCGAGAUCGUCAAAAAGGCAUCGCGAGUUUACCUCGAAGCCUACACGAGCAUCCUCCUCGUUGACCAAUCCGUCCUGGAGAGCUACUAUGGCCGCUCAAUAGUCGUCGCGGACCGCCAGAUGGUCGAGUCCAACAGUGAAGAGAUCCUGCGAGAUGCGCAGACCGAGGAUGUUGCGUUCCUCGUGGUGGGUGAUCCGUUCGGAGCGACCACACACACCGACCUCGUCCUGCGCGCCCGCGAGCUGCAGAUCCCCGUCCAGACCGUCCCCAACGCGAGCAUCAUGUCCGGCAUCGGCGCGACGGGCCUGCAGCUGUACAACUUUGGGCAGACCGUGUCGAUGGUCUUCUUCACUGACAGCUGGCGGCCCGCGUCGUUCUACGACCGGAUCAAGGAGAACCGCGCCAUCGGCCUGCACACGCUCGUGCUCCUGGACAUUAAGGUCAAGGAGCAGAGCCUCGAGAACAUGGCGAGGGGCCGCAUGAUCUUCGAGCCGCCCCGGUACAUGACCGUCUCGCAGUGCGCGCAGCAGAUGCUCGAGAUAGAGGAGGAGAAGAAGGAGGGCGUGUACGGCCCGGACAGCCUGGCCAUCGGCGCCGCGCGGGUGGGCGGCAAGGACGAGAAGUUUGUCGCGGGCACGCUCGCGCAGCUGUGCGACUCGGAUGAGCUGCUCGGCGCGCCGCUGCACAGCAUGGUCCUGCUCGGCAGGAGGGCGCAUGAGUUGGAGAGGGACUAUGCGCGUGAGUUUGCCGUCGACAAGGAGCUAUGGGACAAGCUGUGGGCGGAGGAGUAUGGCAAGCAGCUUUGA
Messenger RNA from Microdochium trichocladiopsis, 864 nucleotides. Its product is annotated as Diphthine synthase. The record is from RefSeq and is a predicted model, not a curated record. The transcript is spliced from 3 exons. Gene Ontology annotation, biological process: protein histidyl modification to diphthamide. Bases 1 to 864 code for a protein of 287 amino acids. Gene Ontology annotation, molecular function: diphthine synthase activity. NCBI's taxonomy places the organism in Eukaryota, Fungi, Ascomycota, Sordariomycetes, Xylariales, Microdochiaceae.